AAUCUAUGAAUUGUACGUUCAGUUCGGUUCAGUGGGUUCAGUUGUAAAAAAAAUGGUUAAAAGUGACUAAGGAAAAUGUGUUAAUUAUACCUUGAUAAUCAGUAAUUAAAAAUGGAAUUUUGCAAUACAAAGUAUGUAGACAUUUUGGAGAACAGGCGAAAAGAAUGGAGCAACUUAUCGUUUAUGUAUCGAGAAAUCAGCCCUGUGCUAUCCUACAGACAUCACAGUAUUACAAGUCCAGAAAAACAUAAAGAAAAUGUCCUUAACAGUUCUAAAAUUCAAGAACUGAUUAAGAAGGUAUACCAAGAGAGUAAUGUAUCUGAAAUUAAAUUAGAAAAGGAUAUUGGAUUUAUUUUAGAUGAAAUUGGUUUUGAAAAGGAAUUAACAGUAGUUAGAUGGCUAGGAUGGACUUUACUUAAACUAUACCUAAAAGGUCUGCAGGGAAUUCUUGUCAAUGAGUGUCUGGUUUUUAAUUUGAGAUCUAUUAUGGGAAAUUGUCCAGUUAUAUUUGUACCAUCUCACAGAAGCUAUGUUGAUUUUACAGUCAUGUCAUAUUUGUGUUUCCAUUACGAUAUUGAAUUGCCUGCAAUUGCUGCAGGAAUAGAUUUCAAAGGUAUGGCAAUAUUUGGCAAACUUUUGCGACAAGUGGGAGCAUUUUAUAUGAGAAGGUCUUUCCGUGACACAGACUUUUUAUAUUGGCAAAUAUUUCAACAGUAUAUUGAAGAUAUCAUGACAAAGGGACAUCAACCUAUUGAAUUCUUUAUUGAGGGUACCAGAAGUCGUACUGGGAAAAGUCUUUAUCCAAAACUGGGUUUAUUGUCCAUGUUGUUAAAACCUUACUUUACUUCAGAAGUGCCAGAUAUUCUUUUUGUGCCAGUAAAUUUAAGUUAUGAUCGAGUAUUAGAGGAAAGACUGUUUGCAUUUGAACUUCUAGGUGUUCCAAAGCCUAAGGAGUCAACCAAAGGAUUUUUCCGGUCUUUACGUUAUCUCCAUCAGGACUAUGGAAACGUUUACGUUACAUUUUGCAGUCCCAUUUCAGCAGCUGAUUAUUUUAGUAGCAAAAUAGAUCGAUCUGUUCACAAUUUACAGCCAAAACACGCCAUGGAAUUCACUAAUAAAGAGAAGAAUCUCAUAUCACAAUUCGCCGUCGAAAUCGUUGACAAUCAGCAAAGAAAUUCAACAAUUACAUUUUCUAAUCUUAUUGCUGCUGUUCUAUUAAAUGGCUAUUCAAAUAACAAAACUGUUACAUUAAAUGAGGCAGAAAAAGAUGUGUUAUCACUUAAAUCAAUGUUAAAUGCUCUUGGAGCAAAUAUUUUCUCCAGUAAAUUUGAUGAGGAUUUAAAAAAUGUAUUGGAAAUUCAUAAAAAUCUAUUUUGUUUACAUGAAAGGACUUUGCAACUUGUGAAAAAUCACGAAAAAUUAACUUACACAGCAGCAGAGAGAUUGAAAGGUCACAAUUUUUUAGAGACAACAAUGAACUAUUCUGUGCCAUUUAUUUUAUUGCAAGAGUACGUUAAUCCUCUAAUGUAUUUUUGUAUAAAUCCUUCUUUAAUAGUAUGCAUUUUGAAGAGCAAGCACUUCAUAAUUUCGAAGGCAGAUGUCUUUGGGGAAUUCACUUUUCUGAGGUCUCUUUUUUCGUAUGAAUUUGUCGGCAUAAAAAGAGAACAAUUGGACUUUGAAAAUUGCUGGUGUAAAUUAAAAGAAUUUGAAGUAAUUUCCUACAAUAACAACGUCGAUACUAAUUCCGUAGUGGGUAAAAAUACAAUGCUGAUCAGCUUAUUUGAUAAACUCAUGGAACCUUUUUUUGUAACUUAUUACAUUGUAGCUUCAGUUGUUCAGAAAGAAGACGAAAUUUCAGAGAAAAGUAUUACCGAAGAAAGUCAAGCCCUAUUAGAAGAACUUCUUAAUGAGGACAAAACGUUUAUAAACCCCUAUAUAUUAUCUUUAAAUUCGAUUUCUAAUUGCAUUUUUAGUCUUAGCUCAAUUGGUGUCAUAACGAGAAUUAAAAUAAAAAGUUCUGUAAUUUAUCGUGUCAAUUACCAAAAAUUGGCAGAAUUAUUAAGCCGACUAAGAAAUUACGUGCAACUAAUUUCUUCAACAUCAAUUAAAGAAGAGUCCAAUGAAUUAAAACUUACAUCAAAGUUUUAAAAUAAAUAAUUUUAUUACUUUACCUAGGAUUAUUUUGGGUGCCAUUGUUAUUUUUGUAACUUCUUUAUAUAACUUAUUGUAGUCAUUAUACAUAUUUGUUAUCAGUU
Molecule: messenger RNA, 2255 nt
Organism: Agrilus planipennis (emerald ash borer)
Lineage: Eukaryota; Metazoa; Arthropoda; Insecta; Coleoptera; Buprestidae
Product: dihydroxyacetone phosphate acyltransferase
Exons: 11
Coding region: 112-2148 (678 amino acids)
Biological process (GO): ether lipid biosynthetic process
Cellular component (GO): peroxisomal membrane; mitochondrial membrane
Molecular function (GO): glycerone-phosphate O-acyltransferase activity
Source: RefSeq, a predicted model, not a curated record